CUCUAUAAAUUCCCACCGUCGAAUAAAUCUUCAAUUUACUCUCUCUUCUUCUUCUUCAAUCACCAAACUCGCUAAAUCUUCCUCUUCUCUUUAUUGUAUUACUUAAAACCCCCGACUAUACACUAAUAAUCAGGCUCAUCUCUUAACCUUUCCACUCCAUAGAUUCCAGUUACUGAAAUCUCUCACUGAUUUCUAAAACUUUCUUACAAACCACCAUGAUCUAUCCUCCUCAAAAGGUCGUCAGAAUCAUCCUCACAGACGCCGAUGCCACUGAUUCUUCCAGCGACGACGAAGCCUGUCACCAUCAAAACAACAACUCUGUACGACGACUCAAAAGACACGUCCAAGAAAUUAACCUUCAACUUUCCCCUUCGCAAUCCCCACAUCCAUCCACAAACAAACCCUCCAGAAAGAAGAAACCCACAAAGCUCAAGUCAACGGAAGCUGACGUCACUCGCCACAAAAAGUACAGGGGAGUACGCCAGCGACCUUGGGGUCGUUGGGCCGCCGAGAUCCGAGACCCGACCAGAAGAAAACGGGUCUGGCUAGGUACUUUUGAUACGCCUGAAGAAGCUGCUACUGUUUAUGAUAAAGCAGCACUGAAGCUAAAGGGCGCUGACGCCGUUACAAACUUUCCUAACACAGUUUUAACGGGACCCUUUAUUGACGGUCGAAAAGAUAAACUUGAAGUCGAAGAUCAGUCACUUAAUGGUAAUUCCGCGCUUUCACCCACUUCUGUUUUAUGUUACGACCAGUUAACGCCGUUCCGUAACGGGUUGAGACACUGUGACGUUGACGUGUUUGGUUUUGAGAUUGACGCGCCGUUAGGUCUGCCUGAUAUUUGUCCGUCGGAAGCCUGCUUUGAUGAUGAGGAUUUAAGCGAGUUUAACGUUGACGAAUUUUUAGUGGCAGACGAGCUAUAAAACACGUGUCUUAAUACGUGUUUGUCACUUUCGCGGAUUAACUGUAUUGAGGAAAAAUGUGUUGGGGAGUUCUUGGUCGUUUCCCUGUGCUAAGUUUUGUCUGUUGGGUGACUAAGCAGCCUUGAAUCAGUGAUGUGGCAUGUGUGAUUAGGCCCUUAGAAACCUAUGUUUGAAAUUUGUAUUAUUCAUCAAUCUACGGAGUGUAAUUAUAGUGAGUUAACAGAUUUUGGCAAUUAGAGAGGUAGUUAUUAAUAAUGUCUUAUUGAGGAAUUUGUAGUUUAUUAAUUUUGAAAUUUUAAUUAAUUAUUAUCAA
Molecule: messenger RNA, 1236 nt
Organism: Mangifera indica (mango)
Lineage: Eukaryota; Viridiplantae; Streptophyta; Magnoliopsida; Sapindales; Anacardiaceae
Product: pathogenesis-related genes transcriptional activator PTI6-like
Exons: 1
Coding region: 216-923 (235 amino acids)
Biological process (GO): regulation of DNA-templated transcription
Molecular function (GO): DNA-binding transcription factor activity; DNA binding
Source: RefSeq, a predicted model, not a curated record